Messenger RNA from Cinclus cinclus, 3842 nucleotides. RefSeq names its product serine/threonine kinase 10 (gene STK10). Lineage: Eukaryota; Metazoa; Chordata; Aves; Passeriformes; Cinclidae. The transcript has 17 exons. The record is from RefSeq and is a predicted model, not a curated record. Gene Ontology annotation, molecular function: ATP binding; protein serine/threonine kinase activity. The coding region runs from base 1335 to 3842 and encodes 835 amino acids. Gene Ontology annotation, biological process: protein phosphorylation.
UGUGGAAAACCUCAGUGGAGGGGGGGUUUACCCCCAUCUCUUGGGGCAUGAAAAUGUUCCUGAGCAUUCGUGACUCCUCUCUGGAGGACCUGGCAGGGGCAGCAUAGAAAACCAUGAGAGAGUGGCCUGGCUGUAGCUCUGUGACCCCUGAGUGAGGAUAAGGAGGAGCUGGAGCUCAGGAAUGCUCCCAGAAUUAAUAAAUUCAGCAUUAGUAAAUUCCAGAAUUUCAGAAAUGCUGAAUGCUGCCUGUUCUACCUUCCCAUCCCCAUCGGCAGUUGGGCUUUGCCCUUCAAAAUCUGACGUACAAAACCUGUGACCCACUGGAACUUUUGCCAGAUGCUCCAUGGAGGGUGAAAAUCAUCAGAUUUUCCCAGAGCAGGGGAGAUGUCGGUGAGGAAAGGAGGAACAACGUGACUGAGCCAGCACCCCCAGGCUGUGGAUAAGAUCCUUGCUCUGAACAAACACGUGUCCCAGUUGCUGGGGUGCCUCCAUGAGCCCCAUCUGGUGCUGUCUGAGCCCUGCUCUGCUCUGCUGGAGGAGGGAUCUGCACUGCAGAGGGAGGGAGGGCAGCUCAGGAGAUGCUGACCAUCUGGAGGGGUGAUGCUUUGCAGAGCUGUCACUCUGGGCUGGUGGAGGUGACCCAGCAGAGCUCAGCAGGGAGGUCACGCCCGUCCCUGCGAGCACCAGAAAUAGAAUCUCAGAAUCACAGAACAUCCUGAGCUGGAAGGGACACACCAAAUCCAGCUCCUGACCCUGCACAGGGCAGCCUCAAGAAUCCCAUCUCGUUCCUGCAAGUGUCCAAACACUCCUUGGACUCUGGGAAUGGUGCUACCCUAAACAGCAGCUCAGAGCAGUGGGUGGGGAUAACCCUGCUGAGCAUUCCUUUGGGAAGUGGUGUGUCCCUCCUGAUGCUUAGGGGGCUACACUGCAUCCCCACAGCAGGGAUAAUUCCCUAGUCCCUAUUCCCUGGAGAAGGAAUGUUCAUGCCUGUGUUUGACCCUGCUGUCCUUCAGCCCCAGUUCAGCUCCCUUCUCUCACAGCAGCUGGGUGACACCCAGCUUUCUGUCUCCCCAAAUUGUCAUGGGAUUUGCAGUUCAGAUCCCAUCCCAAGCAUUUCUGGCUCCCCCUCAUCCACUGUUCCAGGGCCUCAGCUGAGCAUUCCCAGGAGGGAGCUAUGAGCCAGCAGCUCCGAGAGGUGGAAAUUCUGCUGCAAGUGCUGGCUUAGGGAAGUAAUCACCUUAACGAGCUGAUUUCCAUUAUCUCCUGCUGCUGUGACACAGGGACAGCAGCUUUGCCGUGCUCUGCUGGGUAACCUGGCCCUUCCUGCUGCUCAGAUGUUGGAAGCUCUGCACUACCUGCACAGCAAAAGGAUCAUCCACAGGGACCUGAAGGCUGGGAACGUGCUGCUCACCCAGGAUGGGGACAUCAAGCUGGCUGACUUUGGAGUGUCUGCCAAGAACAUGAAAACUUUGCAGAAGAGAGAUUCCUUCAUUGGGACCCCUUACUGGAUGGCCCCGGAGGUGGUGAUGUGUGAGACCAUGAAGGACACUCCCUACGACUACAAGGCUGACAUCUGGUCCCUGGGGAUCACCCUGAUCGAGAUGGCCCAGAUUGAGCCACCCCACCACGAGCUCAACCCCAUGAGGGUCCUGCUGAAGAUCGCCAAGUCCGACCCUCCCACGCUCAGCUGCCCUUCCAAAUGGUCCCUGGAGUUCAGAGAUUUCCUGAAGAAGGCGCUGGACAAGAACCCAGAGACCCGGCCCACUGCUGCCCAGCUGCUGGAGCAUCCUUUUGUCAGCAAGGUCACCAGCAACAGGGCCCUGAGGGAGCUGGUGGCAGAGGCCAAGGCUGAGGUGAUGGAGGAGAUCGAGGAGAGUCGGGAUGAAGCAGAGGAGGAUGAUUCCUCGGAGUCUGCCUCGCCCCCUGGGAAGCACAAGCGAGACCCCUCCGAGGCGAGCCAGCUGAGUUUUGAUGGGGAGAAACCUCCAGACUCCUCCUUGCCCAAAGCUGUGAACGGCUCCGUGGGGACUGGCAAGGACACCACAGAGGGCCAGAGCCACAAAGUCUCAGCCCAAGGGAUCAGCAGUGACAGUGACAAACUAGAGAGCAACCACACCACAAAACCCAGCUCGGCCACCCAGGACAAGCCAGACAUCAUCCUGCAGCCAGGACAUUUGGGUAACUCAACAGAGGGGAGCAAGGGCAAGGAGGAGAGGAAGAGCACAGGGGAGAGGAAGAGCAUCGUGGACAGGAAGAGCACAGGGGAGAGGAAGAGCAUCGUGGAGCGACCAGAGAGUGUUCUCCUGGAGAACUUGAGCGAGGAGAAGCUGGCCAAUGGAAGCCUGGAGCCCCUGGGGCCGUUCCCUGGCAGCCGCUCCAAAAGGGACUCGGACUCUGGCAGCACCUCGGCCUCUGAGAGCAUGGACCUCAGCAUCUCCUUGUCUGCUGACCUGUCCCUCAACAGGGAGAGUGGCUCCAUCUCCCUCAAGGACUCCCAGAUGCACAAGAAGACCCUGAAGCGCACCCGCAAGUUCGUGGUGGAUGGGGUGGAGGUGAGCGUCACCACCUCCAAGAUCAUCAGCGAGGACGAGAAGAAAGAUGAAGAAAUGAGGUUUCUCAGGCGCCAGGAGCUGCGGGAGCUGCGUCUCCUGCAGAAGGAGGAGCACAGGAACCAGGCCCAGCUGAACAGCAAACACCAGCUGCAGCUGGAGCAGAUGCUGCGGCGCUUCGAGCAGGAGAUGAUGGCAAAGAAAAAGUUCUAUGACACGGAGCUGGAGAACCUGGAGAGGCAACAGAAGCAGCAGAUCGAGAGGAUGGAGCAGGAACAUUCCCUGCGCCGGCGCGAGGAAGCCAAGCGCAUCCGCCUGGAGCAGGAGCGCGACCACGCCCGAUUCCUGGAGCAGCUCAAGCAGAUGAAGAAGGAGGUCAAGAACGAGGUCGAGAAGCUUCCACGACAGCAGCGCAAAGGGAACCUGAAGACAAAGAUGGAUGACUUCACACAGAAAAAACAAACCAUGGAGCAGGAGUUUUUGGCCAAGCAGAAGGAGGACCUGGAGCAGGCCAUGAAGAACAUCACUGCCCAGAACAAAAGAGAGAUCUGCGACAAGGAGCGUGAGUGCCUCAACAAGAAGCAGCAGCUGAUGAGAGACAGGGAAGCUUGCAUCUGGGAUCUGGAGGAGCGUCAGCAGCAGGAGAAGCACCAGCUCAUCAAACAGCAGCUGAAGGACCAGUAUUUCCUCCAGAGGCACGAGCUGCUCAGGAAGCAUGAGAAGGAAAGGGAGCAGAUGCAGCGCUACAACCAGCGCAUGCUGGAGCAGCUGAAGGUGAGGCAGCAGCAGGAGAGGGCACGGCUGCCCAAAAUCCAGCGCAGCGAGGGCAAGACACGCAUGGCCAUGUACAAGAAGAGCCUCCACAUCCACUCCAGCGGCAGCGCCUCCGAGCAGAGGGAGAAGAUCAAACAGUUUGCUCUGCAGGAGGAGAAGAGGCAGAAAGCAGAGCGGCUGCACCAGCAGCAGAAGCACGAGUCACAGAUGAAGGACAUGCAGGCUCAGUGUGAGAGCAACACCAACGAGCUCCAGCAUCUCCAGAAUGAGAAGUGUCACCUCCUGAUCGAGCACGAAACCCAGAAGCUGAAGUCCCUGGAUGAGAACCACAACCAGCACAUGAAGGAGUGGCGAGACAAGCUGAGACCACGGAAGAAGGCCCUGGAGGAUGAGCUGAACCAGAAGAAGCAUGAGCAGGAGAUGUUCUUCAAGCUGAGCGAGGAGGCUGAUGGACAAGCGCCAGUGUCCCCGACCAAACACGCCAAGUUUGUCCCCUUCAGCUCCUCAGAGAGCUUGUAA